This is a messenger RNA of Ornithodoros turicata, 2032 nucleotides long. It is a transcript of the gene Zw, whose product is annotated as glucose-6-phosphate 1-dehydrogenase-like. The transcript is spliced from 11 exons. NCBI's taxonomy places the organism in Eukaryota, Metazoa, Arthropoda, Arachnida, Ixodida, Argasidae. Bases 331 to 1884 code for a protein of 517 amino acids. Gene Ontology annotation, cellular component: cytosol. Gene Ontology annotation, molecular function: glucose-6-phosphate dehydrogenase activity; NADP binding. The record is from RefSeq and is a predicted model, not a curated record. Gene Ontology annotation, biological process: pentose-phosphate shunt, oxidative branch; glucose metabolic process.
UCAGAGAUCGAACUAAAUCGAUUCGGUCGUAUAUCUGCAUAACAAGGCAGGGCCCAACCCAAAGUACGGUGUAUCGUGCUCUAGCGUGAACCUGUCUGCGAAAAGAGGUCGGCCUAUUUCAGCCUGCUCGCUGCUUGCGCUCACACGAAACAACGACAGUCGACUGACGUCCGCCGUCGAGAGCGGUUCUGUUGGAAGCGCUUCUUUCCCUCUCGCCGCACUUCUUAUCGCCGCAGGGAACAUCCCUCGCCGAAUGCAAUAUUAAUCCUCAAACUGGGCUGCUCGCAGAGUGAUCAGUUCGUCGUUAGGCCUGACGCUCGCGCGGAGGCAAUGCCACAGUCUCAGGCUUUUCCACCGUCUCUCUCUCCGCAGUGCAUAGCCCUGCUCAAGGAAUCGAUUCUGCUGAUCGAAGAACCCGUACAGGAGCAACAGGCCCACACAUUCGUCGUCUUCGGUGCUUCUGGCGACCUCGCAAAGAAGAAAAUUUACCCAACGUUAUGGGCACUCUACAGAGAUGGGCUCCUGCCACCACACACAAGGUUCGUUGGAUAUGCCCGAACAAAGAUGGCAUUCGAUGAUCUGAAGUCACGAAUUGAUCCGUACCUCAAGGUGAAGGAGGAAGAAAAGGAACAGUUCACGAAGUUCCUGGAAGUGAAUAGUUAUCUGUCUGGAAAUUACGACGUGCCAGAGGAUUUCGAAACCCUCAAUAAGGAGAUUAAAAAAUACGAAGGAAGUGCCUCUGGAAAUCGUAUGUUCUACCUGGCACUUCCUCCAAAUGUCUUCGAAGUUGUGUCAACCAACAUCAAGCGUUGUUGCAUGAGCACAAGUGGCUGGACACGUGUGAUUAUUGAGAAGCCCUUUGGCCAUGAUUCAGAUUCAUCAGCACAGCUCUCAAACCACUUGGCUUCUCUGUUUACGGAAUCUCAGAUAUAUCGUAUUGAUCACUACCUUGGCAAAGAAAUGGUUCAGAACCUCAUGACUCUCAGGUUUGGGAACCAGAUCUUUGGGCCAACAUGGAACAGAGACAACAUAGCAGCGGUUGUGAUAUCCUUCAAAGAGCCAUUUGGAACGCAGGGGCGAGGAGGGUACUUCGACAAUUUUGGCAUCAUCAGAGACGUAAUGCAAAAUCACCUCCUGCAAAUCUUGUCACUUGUGGCGAUGGAAAAGCCAGUUUCCACUAAUGCCGAAGAUAUCAGAAACGAAAAGGUGAAGGUGCUCAAAUGUGUUUCCCCCAUCACAAUGGACGACGUGGUUCUUGGGCAAUAUGUUGGCAACCCUGAAGGCAAAGGCGAUGAACGUCUGGGGUACCUGGACGAUCCCACUGUUCCCUCAGGAUCUACGACUGCGACUUACGCCACAGCUGUUGCCUAUAUUCAUAAUGAACGGUGGGAUGGUGUCCCCUUCAUCCUGCGCUGCGGAAAAGCCUUGAAUGAACGAAAGGCUGAGGUGCGCAUCCAGUACAAAGAAGUUCCCGGCGAUAUCUUUAAUGGGCAGUGUAAGAGGAAUGAGUUGGUGAUGCGGGUACAGCCAGGCGAGGCCAUCUACAUUAAGCUCAUGACCAAGAAACCCGGGAUGUCCUUCGAUGCAGAAGAAACCGAGCUGGACCUCACUUAUGGAAGCCGUUACAAGGGUUUGAUUAUGCCUGAUGCAUAUGAGCGUCUGAUUAUGGACGUGUUCUAUGGAACCCAGAUCCAUUUUGUGCGCAGCGAUGAACUUGCGGAAGCUUGGCGUAUAUUUACCCCUCUCCUUCACCAAGUGGAUCAGGAGAAACCGAAACCAGUGCCUUACGUCUAUGGAAGUCGUGGAUUCAAGGAAGCAGACGAUCUUUGGAAGAAAGUUGGAUUCAAAUUCUACGGCACAUACAAGUGGACCAGUGCGACGUAGCGGUGUCCCUGUUGGAAUAUUGUAUUAAAAAUGCCGGUUGUUAAUAUUUACUGUAUACAUCACAAAUUGUUCUGUUCCUAUGUUGUGUACUCCUGGUGGGUCUCAGUGUGAGAUACUGAUUUUAUUAAAACCUGUCGUAAUUGUUAAA